GGAGUAAGGAAAUACUCCAUUUCCGAAGCGUUUGGCUCGUUCCUGAAUGGCGCAGUUGGCAGUCCCGUUCCCUUUGACUUUGGAGGAAGAAGCUAUGUCUCCAUGAGCCAUCGUCCCACUAGUGUAAACCAUUUCAAUUCUCCCAUUGUAAACUCUGGUUCAGAAAUCCACGAGCAAACAGUCAACUUGGCCAACAUCGGAGUCACAGACGAUAAUGUAGACCAUGAACCACGUGAAGAAGACGAAACUUCCAUAGUGGAGGACUUUUCAACUUCGCACUCUUCUACCUUACCCAAACCCAUUCGUGGAAGAGCUGCACCACAAGCAGAUAUAGCAUCAAUAACCAGUACAACACCAUUAAUAUCCAAAUCACCUAAGAAUUUAUAUAUUGAAGAGCAAUCGUUGUUCACGUCAUCCGCCAAAAUUGGGUUGGAUUUGGAAGCUGGUGCCCCAGACCAAACUGCUAUUGGAACUGACCUCAGUCAGCAACACCCGCCCAGCUUAUUGCAUCAGUAUGUUGUCAAGCCCAUCCACUACGUGCCCGCUGUCUUCCUUGGUACACUUUUGAACAUCUUAGAUGGCUUAUCGUAUGGGAUGAUCAUGUUCCCAGUUAGUGAGGCUGUCUUCUCAUCGUUGGCUCCGGCGGGUUUGUCAAUGUUUUACAUGUCUUGUAUUGUUUCUCAAUUGGUUUAUUCACUUGGAGGAUCGGCAUUCAGGUCGGGAAUAGGUUCGGAAAUGAUCGAGGUCACUCCCUUCUUCCAUACAAUGGCGCUUUCCAUUGCUUCAGAAAUGGCCAACGAGUCCCAGGCAGCUAUAAUCGCCACUACUAUCACUUCAUACGCUCUUUCUUCUAUAGUCACGGGGCUUGUAUUCUAUAUCUUAGGUAAAUGCCGCUUGGGUGUUCUUGUGGGAUUCUUUCCUCGUCACAUUCUAGUUGGCUGUAUCGGAGGAGUGGGUUACUUCUUGGUAGCAACCGGUGUAGAAGUCUCGUCCAGAUUGGAAGGAGGCUUGGAGUACAACUACGAGACAUUCAAGUACUUGUUCUGCAACACAUUGACUUUGGCAGAAUGGACUCUCCCAUUGCUUUUAGCUAUAUUUCUCAUUGCUCUUCAGCACAAGUUCCACAACUCUUUGCUUGUUCCCUUGUAUUUCAUAGCUGUGUUCAUUCUCUUCCAUGUUACAGUCUUAGUCGUUCCUUCUUGGAACUUGCAAAGUGCUAGAAAUAGCGGCUGGGUAUUCCCGGCAGUGGAAGAUAACGAACCAUGGUAUGAAUUCUACACUUAUUACAAGUUCAACUUGGUGGAUUGGCUUGCCGUACUCAAACAAGUACCUUCGAUGUUGGCAUUGACAUUCUUUGGUAUCUUGCAUGUUCCCAUUAACGUUCCAGCACUUGCUGUAACGGUGGGUAUGGAUGAAGUAGAUGUAGACAGAGAAUUGGUAGCUCACGGAUAUUCAAAUGUUUUGUCUGGUUUAGUAGGCUCUAUUCAAAACUACUUGGUGUACACCAAUUCUGUUCUUUUCAUCAGAGCAGGUGCCGAUGACCGUUUGGCUGGUGUUUUGCUUGCCAUUGCUACUGGCGCAGUGAUGAUGACUGGUCCUGUCGUCAUUGGCUACAUCCCAGUAUGUGUGGUUGGAGCUUUGAUCUUCCUUUUGGGUUACGAAUUAUUGAAGGAAUCUGUCUACGAUACCUGGGGCCGUUUGAGAAACAUCGAAUACACCACUGUCAUCAUCAUUGUUAUCACAAUGGGUGCCUUUGACUUUGUCUUUGGUAUAUUGGUAGGUAUCUUGCUUGCCUGUCUUUCAUUUGUAGUUGAAGCUGGUAGGAGUCCAGUUGUCCAGGGAGUAUACUCUGGUUCUGUAGCUAGAUCUACAGUUUUAAGACAUCCUAAACAACAAGAGUUCUUGAAGGAUGUCGGUGACCAAAUCUGCGUUAUCAAAUUACAAGGGACUGUCUUUUUCGGUUCCAUUGGUGGAGUUGAAAAUGCUAUCAGAGGUAAGUUUUCGCAGGAUGAGUUCAAAUUAAAUCCCAUCAAAUUCUUGAUUAUCGAUAUGAAAGGAGUUAGUUCCAUUGAUUUUUCUGCGGCUGAAGGUUUCAGAAGAGUCCUCAAUUUAACCAAUGAAUUUAACACCCGUUUGAUUUUCUCCUCCGUUCAAGAAAACGACGAUAUCAUCAAGGGUUUGCGUGAUGCUGGUUUGUGGGAUAAUAGUAGCGGAGAAAAUCCAAUUGAAUUGUUUAACACAUUGAAUUACGCAUUGGAAUGGUGUGAAAACUCCUUCUUGAGAUAUUACAAGACUGUUAAGAGAAAGGAGCAAAAUGUCAAUAUUCGUUCUGUACCGAACAGUGGCAGCACCAAUCUUUCCCCUGGAAGAAAGUCCAUUAUCUCCCCUCAGAACAAUUCUCUUAAUACCAGACAGUUAAUGAGUAUGAACUUUGACAUCGGAACUCCUAGAACUACUCAAGUCUAUAAUGCUGCAACUAGAACUGUUCAAGAUGAACAGAAGUCACAGACCAGGUACUAUUCCUCGUCCGACUCGUCGUUCAAAAAACAACCACUACCAUUAAUCAUGAUAACUUUCCAAGGCUUAUCGGACAAGGACGAAGAGUUCUGGUCGGCUAUCACUCCGUACUUCCAAAAGGAAAAAAUCCCAGAAGAUAUUGAAUUCUACAAUACAACCUCUGAGCAUGCUGCCUUCUUCAUAGUGGAGUCUGGGUUAAUCAGAUCCGUUUACAAGCUAGAAGAGGGACGCGAAUUGCAUUCAAGUAUCUUGCCAUUGACUGCGUUUGGAGAUCUUUUUCAAACAAGACGUUAUAGAAAAAUCAGCUACACCACUGUUAGCGAUUCCGUAGUGUGGAAGCUUUCUGAUUCCAAACUAAGUGAGAUGUUGAAGACCAAAGAAGGGCAAUCGUUGUACAAUGAGUUGUUGAAGAUCGAGACGGAGUUGGUGAGAGAACGUUUUGACACCAUGACGGCUAAUUUGGUUAUUGCUGGUUAA
Scheffersomyces stipitis CBS 6054 is the source of this 2994-nucleotide messenger RNA. RefSeq lists its product as uncharacterized. Bases 103 to 2994 code for a protein of 963 amino acids. Gene Ontology annotation, cellular component: membrane. The record is from RefSeq and is a predicted model, not a curated record. The transcript is spliced from 2 exons. NCBI's taxonomy places the organism in Eukaryota, Fungi, Ascomycota, Pichiomycetes, Serinales, Debaryomycetaceae.